AGCCGCGCAUUCUAUAUUAAACUGUCCGUGGAAACAGGUGCACAGCAUAAUUAAUCAAAGCAAUAGUAAUUGUGUAUUAAUAUUUUGAACAGCAUGUCGACAAUUGUGCGUAAACUAAUCAGCACUGCAAAUGCAGCAAAGCCGGUAGCGCCAUACAAUCAAGCUGUUGUGGCCGAUCGCACUGUUUACGUCUCUGGCUGCUUGGGCUUGGACAAGGCAACUAUGCAAUUGGUGCCAGGUGGCGCCACUGAGCAAACCGAGAUGGCGCUUAAGAAUCUUCAGGCUGUGCUCAAGGCAGCCGAUUCCGAUAUCGAUAAGGUGGUGAAGAACACGGUGUUUGUUAAAGAUCUCAACGAUUUUGCUGCGGUCAACGAGGUGUACAAGCGAGUGUUCAGCAAGGACUUUCCAGCCCGCAGUUGCGUCCAAGUGGCGAAACUUCCAAUGGACGCGUUGGUCGAGAUUGAGUGCAUCGCUUUGACUGGCACUGUUUACACGGUGCCCAACGAAUAGCAAUUAACGAAUUCCAAGCUGUAAGCAAAGAGAGCAAAAUAAAUGUAAAUAAUUCGA
Drosophila nasuta is the source of this 567-nucleotide messenger RNA. It is a transcript of the gene UK114, whose product is annotated as reactive intermediate imine deaminase A homolog UK114. Bases 94 to 510 code for a protein of 138 amino acids. The transcript is spliced from 3 exons. Gene Ontology annotation, cellular component: mitochondrion; cytosol. The record is from RefSeq and is a predicted model, not a curated record. NCBI's taxonomy places the organism in Eukaryota, Metazoa, Arthropoda, Insecta, Diptera, Drosophilidae. Gene Ontology annotation, molecular function: deaminase activity.